Molecule: messenger RNA, 1401 nt
Organism: Musa acuminata subsp. malaccensis (wild Malaysian banana)
Lineage: Eukaryota; Viridiplantae; Streptophyta; Magnoliopsida; Zingiberales; Musaceae
Biological process (GO): intracellular protein transport; endoplasmic reticulum to Golgi vesicle-mediated transport
Cellular component (GO): endoplasmic reticulum membrane; endoplasmic reticulum
Source: RefSeq, a predicted model, not a curated record
CUCUGUCUCUCAUGGCUAACCCCUAAAGCCACAGGACACCUGCCUUUACCUGUGUUCUCUUUAGCAUCUCGAACGGGUUCCUUGCCAAAUCCGUGACCGAUCUUUGGUCAGGAAAGACUUGGAACCAGAACGGAUCCUCUCUCUCUCUCUCUCUCUCUUUCUCCUUGCUUGAGUGUUUGUUCGUUUCAGCCGCAGAAAUAGGAGAAAAGGUACGUCUUUUCUUGAGAUCAUCGGCGUUCUAGUCUCUGAUUUGACUCCAUAAUCUUCACGAAGAAGUGGUUCCUCAAGUCUCUGUGCCAUCUGCCUUCGAUCCCAGAAGAAAAGAUCCUUCUUUUCGAUAAAAAAAAGCGGUUUAUCUGAACAAAAAAAAUUAGGUCGCUUUGUGGAAGAGCUGUCUUUUAUGGGGAGGUUUUCUUGCAGUUGAAGCAGUCUUGGGGGCUUGUAGGAUAGAGGGAAAUGAUUCAGCUGCUGUUCCUGGUGCUCUUCGCGGAGGGGGCGGUGGCACUGAUUCUAAUGUGGAAGAUUGGGCCACUUCGGGAGCUGGCGAUGAGGGGGUUGGACCAGUUGAAGACAGGGAAGGGGCCGGCGACGGUGAAGACGCUCGCGUGCACAAUGUCGGUGAUCUUGGCGUCGAGCGUGGCCAGCAUUCUCAAGAUCCAGAACAGGGGCGCAAAGCUUGGAACUGUCACCCCAAUGGAUCAAGUCUUGUGGAGGACCCACCUAGUUGAAGCCUCGCUCAUCGGCUACACUCUUUUUCUUGCUUUAGUGAUCGACCGUUUGCACCACUACCUUAGGAAGUUGAUCAAUUUGAGAAGAACAGCUAAUUCAUCCCAAGAAGAAGUUGAGAAUCUUAAGAAAGAGCAACAAAGGUUUAAAGAGAAGGAGGAGACAUCUUUAAAUGAGAUAAAAAAGCUCCAUGAAGAGGUAGCGAGUUUAAAGGAGAGGCUGCAGAAGUUAAAGUCAGAGUCGGCGGAGCAUGAGAAAAGGGCAGAGACAGCUGAAGCUCAUGUCACCGCCCUUCAAAAACAGUCUGAAGAACUGCUGCUUGAAUAUGACCGCCUGUUGGAGGACAACCAAAUCCUUCAGACUCAGGCUUUAGCAUUCAGAGGUUGAGCCUCAUGUGACCUCGUUUUGGAGCAUCUAUUCCUCAGGUGGGCAUAAUCAUGGAGAGAAGUAUGUCUUUUGUCUCGGCACGUCAAUAUUGUUAACAUGAGCUUGUUAUUGAUCAUAUGUUGCUUGAAGCGUGCCCGUCGUAUCUGUUUCUUUCCAUUUGUCCACCAUGAACUUCGAAGCGUAAGAGAUGAGCUGCCUGAUCUGAACUAUAGUGUAGAAUCUACAUUCUCUAAAAUGUUUUUGGCACCAUUACUUGGAGCAAGUCCCUAAUGAUGUACUGUUUUUGUU